AGCGGAGCGAGCCGGCGGUGCCCCGGGCCCGGUGCGGGAUGCGGCGGAGCGCGGCGGCGUGCUGGGCGCUGGUGCUGUUGGCCGCCGCCUUCUGCGACACGGCGGCGGGCAAGGGCGGGCGCGGCGGCGCCCGGGGGGCGGCCCGCGGAGCGGCGCGGGGGGCGGCCCGCGCCCGGCCCAGGGCGGCCGUGCCCCGGUACGGCUCUGCCGGGGCCGCCCUGCGCGUGGCCGGGGCGGCGGCGGCGGGGGCGGCGGCCGGCGUGGCGGCGGGGGCGGCCCUGCGCCGGGCGCGGCUCUCCGGGGAGCUGCAGGCGGGGGAAGGCGUCGAGUACCGCGACGGCAACUGGACGGCGGCCGCCAGCGCCUGGACCUCCACCGCGCCCGCAGGGACCGCGCCGGGCCGGGCGCUGCCCUGGCUCUGCCCGCUGGCCGCGCUCCUCCGCCGCUGA
Molecule: messenger RNA, 449 nt
Organism: Chiroxiphia lanceolata (lance-tailed manakin)
Lineage: Eukaryota; Metazoa; Chordata; Aves; Passeriformes; Pipridae
Gene: SPRN
Product: shadow of prion protein
Exons: 2
Coding region: 39-449 (136 amino acids)
Biological process (GO): protein import into nucleus
Cellular component (GO): nucleus; membrane
Molecular function (GO): nucleic acid binding
Source: RefSeq, a predicted model, not a curated record